AUGGCUGGCAAACUGAAAAACCCUAGCAAAAAUCUCAACCCCAAUUGGGCUCAGCUUCAGGAGAAGCUGAAAAUCAAUGGCGGCAAGAACCACUUUUCUAAACGCUCAAGCAAACCCGAUAAAGACAUCGAGAGAAGCAUAUUGGGGAAACGCAAAGAGCGGUCGGAAGAGGAUUCUCAAGCUCCGAAGCCGAAUCCUUUGAUCCCUACUUCUUCAGAUUGCAGUCUCACAGAUGAGGUGGCUAUGGAUUGUGAAAUGGUAGGUGUUAGCUCGUCUGGGAACAAGAGUGCUCUUGGGAGAGUUACACUGGUAAACAAAUGGGGAAAUGUCUUAUAUGAUGAGUAUGUUCGCCCGGUUGAUUAUGUUGUUGACUUCCGUACAGAAAUAAGUGGAAUUCGACCGCGUGAUUUGAGAAAAGCUAAGAAUUUCAAUGUUGUUCAGAAGACAGUUGCUGAGAUGAUCCAUGGCAGGAUACUUGUCGGUCAUGCAUUGAGGAAUGAUCUUAAAGCAUUGCUGUUAAGUCAUCCGAAGAAAGAUAUUAGAGACACGUCGGAAUAUGCACCUUUUCUGAAGGAUGGGCGAAGUCGUUCCCUGAAGAACCUUGCAGCUCAAUUUCUCAAUGUCGAUAUUCAAAAUGGCGAGCACUGCCCGCUUUUAGGUGAGAUGAAGUCCUUUUAA
Messenger RNA from Striga asiatica, 678 nucleotides. The record is from the annotation of a GenBank genome assembly. NCBI's taxonomy places the organism in Eukaryota, Viridiplantae, Streptophyta, Magnoliopsida, Lamiales, Orobanchaceae.